AUGAACUAAAACAUUUUCUUGCCUAAUUUCAAUUUAUCUCUCUUGUAAUCACAGAAGCAUUUUACUGAUAGUAAACUUAAGACCAAUAAAAUAAAUAUUUCCACUGAAAUAGUACCCUCUGUUAACUAAGAUUGUUUGGAAAUUAAACUGAUAGUCGAUUCUCCUUUUGGAUAGCUUUAAAUUUCUAAUAAUAUUUUUAUUAGAGUGAAAGAAUAGACUUCUACUCAAAAUAAGGAUCUUUGCAAUUUAGAAUCCAACCGAAAUACCUUACUUUAAAAUUAAGUAGAAGGAAAUGAUACUAUAAAUUAAUUCCUUGGUAUUUAUGACUAGUAAAGUUCCUAGUGUUUUAUUCAAAAAAAAUAAAUUUCAUCUUAGAGCAUUGAAGAAAUUGACGAAGAGGAAGAAGAUAAGUAAAAAUCAACAGCCCCCAACUCACCUAAUUAGCAAAAAUAUUCUGCUUCUACUAGUAAUUCUCCAGCAUCUUUGUAGGCAAGAUUCGAGGAUUUCUAGGUUGAUAAUGCAAAUAUUGAGUACACUGAAACAGAAGAAAGCUAAAAAAUUGAAGAAAUCAGAACUAAAAGUUAGACCAUAUUGACAUCUUCUAGUAUGAGUACCACUUCUCUAAUAAUUGAAGAUGAAAGUGAAGAAUUUAAUACUUCUCAAAAUGAUGAUGUGUAGUCUACAUUCAUCAAAUCCGAGAAGAAAAAUAGUGUAAAAAACGUUUUAAAAGCUUUCGGUAACUUCAUUAUAAACAUGAACGAAAAUUAAAAUGACGAGAUAGUUGAAUAAUCUUCAUUUAAGUCAGUUGAAGAUUUAAAGAAGCGCUAUUUGAGGUACAACAAAAACUAAAGUUACAAUAAUUCUCUUGUAUGCAAAAUCAUCCAACAUCAACAAUACGGUAUUGUAUUCAAGCACUUCAUCAAUAACUAUGCAAGCUCUUGGUUAGAGAGAAGUGAUGUAGGAGAUAAGGCCUCUCACGAAACAUUCAUCAAUUUUUGCAAAAGCGCCUGUGAAGAUCAUGAACUCUUAAACUGUUUAAAGAUAAUAAAGAAGAAGCAUUUGAAGUUAUCAUCAUGCUGA
This is a messenger RNA of Tetrahymena thermophila SB210, 1080 nucleotides long. RefSeq lists its product as hypothetical. The record is from RefSeq and is a predicted model, not a curated record. The transcript has a single exon. Lineage: Eukaryota; Ciliophora; Oligohymenophorea; Hymenostomatida; Tetrahymenidae.